UUUAUAUCCAACUCUCACUUAGUGUUAGAAUCCUGUCCGUUACACGCCAUGUGCAUUACUACGACUACGACUAAAUAAAUGUCUUAUUCGCCAACAGCGUCCCCUAGUGGUAUUCAAAACACAUUUGUGCUGUCCUAUAUUCCAGCGCAGGACAGGAUAACGCACAGGCAUGUUCAGAGCGGCAUGACACUCGUGUAACUCUGUCGGAUUAUGGAAAGUUUAGGCAUCCAUCAAAACAUCUAGGCUCCAGAUAAGACCUUUUUCUACAACAAGCAGUGCCUUGGCCAUAAUAUUUCGGGGGGAACAGGACUUUUUAAGAAAAAAGGAAUACAAAUUGAACUGCACAACCAUUUGAACCGAAACAACAAUGUCAAGAGCAACAAGAGCUUAUUUUUCAUUUUUUCUCCAUGUGAUUAUUUUUUACGUUAAUUUCGCAUUUUCUUUUUCGCAGCGAAAGGGUUAAAAGGUGUUUCAGUGCUUCUUCAGGUAGCCUGUCGGGUUAGAAUUCAUCAUAUUUUCAAAAUGGUCUUUGUGUUAAUCACUAUGCCUGGCACAAUAGUCACUAUAGUCUUGAGGGAGAACAACCAGCAUAAGUCAGUGAUAUUAGAUCCUAAGUAAUAGGGUUGUAAUACCGCUACCUAAUCUCAUUGCACUAUUAAAAGUGGUGCAGUGCAUCGAAGUCCUCACUCCGUCAACACUUCAGACUGGCCAGACGUCCUCCCGCUGAUUGUAGACCUAGUUUUACGCGCCACCUGUUGCUGUAAUAGCUCACAGGACCAACGAAACUCGGGGGAACUUCUUGUAUUUUGCCCAUUCUAAUUUUCUUCACCGCGCUUCGACACUUUGCACUGGAUAUGUGGUGGAUGCUGUAUCCGCGAUGGAUUUGGUUUCUUGUCGGACACCUCUGCUUCCUGCGGCUAGACUUUCGCGUCAGGGCGAUGGCUUUGCCCAAGCUCGUUUACUCUCACGCGGGAAUGUGUCCCAAUGAAAUGAACCCGAACCUGUGGGUGGAUGCCAUGAGUACCUGCGAGCGGGAGUGUGAAUCCGAUCGGGACUGCGAAACAUUUGAGAAAUGCUGUGCCAAUGUUUGCGGAAACAAGAGUUGCGUUGCAUCUCGUUACUUCGACAUCAAAGGCAAGAAGGGGCCAAUGGGGAUGCCGAAGGAGGCCACCUGUGAGAAGUUCAUGUGUAGCCAGCAGGGUUCUGAGUGCGACAUCUGGGACGGCCAGCCCGUGUGCAAGUGCCGCGACCGCUGCGAGAGGGAGCCCCACUUCACCUGUGCCUCCGACGGCAUGACCUACUACAACAAGUGCUACCUGGACGCAGAGGCCUGCUCCAAGGGGAUAACUAUCACAGAGAUGUCCUGCCGCUACCAGCUGCCCUGGUCCAACACCAGCCCUCUGCCCGAGGAGACCACCCUGAACCCCACCACCGCCCAGCUGGAGACCACCCCAAUGGAUAUCCAGCUACCCAUGAUUACCAACAAGCCCCUCCACCAGACGGUGUUCGUGGGGGAGACUGCCAGCUUUUUGUGCGAGGUGGUGGGCCGCCCCAAGCCCGAGAUCACCUGGGAGAAGCAGCUGGCCGGCCGCGAUAACCUGGUGAUGCGGCCCAACCACGUGCGCGACAACGUGGUGGUCACCAACAUCGGCCAGCUGGUCAUCUAUAACGCCCAGCUCCAAGAUGCCGGUAUCUACACCUGCACGUCCAGGAAUAUAGGUGGCUCGCUGAAGGCCCACUUCCCCCUGUCUGUGGUGAAGCGUGAGCAGGUUGUGGCGGAGGAGGGGCAACAGAAGGGCAACAGUAGCACUCGACUCCCCGCUGAGGAGUGUCUGAAGCCGCCCGACACAGGCGACUGCGGCGAAGAGAGGAUGAGCUGGUACUACGAGGCCAAGAGGAACAACUGCUUCGCCUUCACCUACAGCCAAUGCAACAAGAACCGCAACCACUUCGACAGCUACCAGUCCUGCAUGCUCUCCUGCGGGGCCGAGCUAGCCGCCCCCUGCUCCCUGCCCCCUGUGCAGGGGCCCUGCAAGACGUACGAGCCGCGUUGGGCUUACAACCAGGACCUCAAGCAGUGCCAGUCCUUCGUCUACGGUGGCUGCGGAGGCAACGAGAACAACUUUGACAGCCGGGAGGCCUGCGAGGACGCCUGCCCCCUCCCCAAGGGCAGCAACUGCAAGGCAUGCAAGCCACGGCAGAAGAUGGUCACCAGCUUCUGCCGGGCAGACUUUGUCGUCCUGGGGCGCGUGACGGAGCUGACGGAGGACCAGGACUCGGGUCACACGCUCGUCACCGUGGAGGAGAUCCUCAAGGAUGAGAAAAUGGGCCUCAAGUUCUUCGGCAAGGAGCCACUGGAGGUGACGCUGCUCAAUGUGGACUGGAACUGCCCGUGCCCCAACAUCACCAGCACCGACGGCCAGCUCAUCAUCAUGGGCGAUGUGCACAAUGGCAUGGCCGUGCUGCAACCCGACAGCUUCGUGGGCGCCUCCUCCACCCGGCGGGUGCGCAAGCUCCGCGAGGUCGUCAGCAAGAAGACCUGUGACUUUCUGAAGGAUUUUAGUGGCACUUAGGUGAGGAGGGUGACCUUGUGCAUCCACAUGCCCUGUGAACUUCUCUGACUGGCACCGGGUCUCAUUGCCUUCUUGAGUCCAUGAUGGAUCAAGCCCUCCCAGGAGAUGUAAUGAUGAAUUUAAUAUCAACAUUUCACAAAUGGGAUUUGAAAUAUGUUUUUAUCAAAGUAGUCAAAAUCAUAUAUAUAUCAUGUAUCUAACUGAUGUAUAACUGAUUGUUUCAUCUUAUAUAUCCUUUAUGAACCUAGCUUUGUGCAGAAACUUAACUUUUCUUUCAAGCACUUAUCCUGUAAAAGGCAUAGGUAUGAAUAUUUUAGUGCAACUAAAAUUUUUCUCAAUGUUGUGUUUUAAACUGAAUUUUUUCUUCUUGUCAAAAGUACAUGUAUGCCUGCUGGGCAAUAAUUGAAAAAUAAUCCAUAGCAUGGUGACUUUCAGUGGAGGGGCAUUCAGAAUAGCAACAUGCAGUAAACAUUUAACUUAUAUUCUGAGUCAGUUCUCAACUGAUAACCAUAAAAAAGGUUAUUUUAUAUAUCAAAUCAUUAUAUGAUAACAGAACAUGUAAUGUUUAUGUUCUUGCACCUUGUAAUUCUAUUUUAUGAAAAGAUAUACCUACUCUGCUCUUUAACUAUAUAUCACUUUCUGUAUAUUUAUUUGGUUUGUUUUCUUAUCAAGCUGUAAUGUAGUAGUUGCUUUUCAAGUGACCUUUCAAAAUCCAGAAAAAAAUCUCUUGUUGAAAAUGUACAUAAUGUGAGUGAGACAGCCUCCUGUGGAAGAGAUUAAAGCAACUCAAAGUGAAAAA
Molecule: messenger RNA, 3372 nt
Organism: Clupea harengus (Atlantic herring)
Lineage: Eukaryota; Metazoa; Chordata; Actinopteri; Clupeiformes; Clupeidae
Gene: wfikkn2a
Product: info WAP, follistatin/kazal, immunoglobulin, kunitz and netrin domain containing 2a
Biological process (GO): transforming growth factor beta receptor signaling pathway
Cellular component (GO): extracellular region
Molecular function (GO): transforming growth factor beta binding; serine-type endopeptidase inhibitor activity; receptor antagonist activity
Source: RefSeq, a predicted model, not a curated record